GAUCCCCAUCAGGUGUUCUUGGUUUGGCUCUGUUGAGUACCCAUCUGGCACCAUUGUGUCUUUAAGUUCUGCCACUCAAAAGUGUAUUCACGGUACAACGCCUUCCAAAGUCCUGUCCGUGUGAAUUCAAGAUGGGCGUGGUGUUCAGGCUCUAACGUGUGUCGAUGUGUACUCAAGCAUCUUCAUGGUUCAAUAUAAUGGUGUGAUUAUAUUACCCAAUCCUAUGACCCUCACCAAGAGUGUCACGAAGAUGGGGGGGAAUUAAUUGAGACCCCUGGGUGUGCGUUGUGAUGAAAAUACUCGCCGAUGUUAAUCUAAUGCACACGUAUGGACCCAAUCCAGUGCUGGUUUUUAUUUAGAAACAAGAGCCAAGCGGGUGUCCCUCUCUAAACUUACUUUAUGAGAGCAGAGAUAAAGACAAGCAAUGAGGAACAAACGAGCGGUUACUGAUUACCUCCGGUAGACUUUAAGCUCGUCCUUCCGACGGAGAAGAAAGUGGCACAGGGAAGAUAUCGGAAUAAUUAAAGCCUCAAAAAAAAGACUUCAUCGUUCCUCUUCAAACCACCCAAACCUGACAAUGAGUGACAACGAGGAGGACAAUGAGAUCUCCUUUGCAGUAAAGCUGCUAGGGAGGGUGGAGGUGCUUCGGUCGGAUGGCAUUCAGGUCCUGGCGGAGGCCGUGGAGAGUGUAAAGAACUCAGAUGAAGACUCUGUGGAGAAAGUGCAGAAGAAGAACAAGGUGCAUCUGUUUCUGUCUUCUAGCGGGAUAGACAUCCUGGAGAAGAAAACCAAAUAUAUGCUGUACACCUGCCCAAUCUCCACUGUCUCCUUCUGUGGCGUCCUCCCCGCCACUCCCAAAGUCUUUGGCUUCGUGGCCAAACACCCGGCUUCAGACAUGUACCACUGCUACCUGUUCCAGAGCCAGAAGUUUUCCCACACUCUGGUGUCGUUGAUCGGCGAUGCGUUUCGAGUGGGGAAGAAAGAGGAGAAUGUCAGGGGCCAGCGAGACUUGAUCGUGGAGGCCCUCAGACACAAGAACAAAGUCCUGCAGCGAGAGAAUUCUGAACUGAGACAGAGGUUGGAAGAAAAGUAAAAGUGCUGUGGAAUCUCCCCAAAGAAAAUGCUGAAAACAAUACCACAUCACCAUGGAUAAAGAAUAAUUAGAAGCUUUCCAGUAUUUUGAGUUG
Messenger RNA from Gadus chalcogrammus (walleye pollock), 1187 nucleotides. Its product is annotated as PTB domain-containing engulfment adapter protein 1-like. NCBI's taxonomy places the organism in Eukaryota, Metazoa, Chordata, Actinopteri, Gadiformes, Gadidae. The transcript is spliced from 8 exons. The record is from RefSeq and is a predicted model, not a curated record. Bases 578 to 1093 code for a protein of 171 amino acids.